Molecule: messenger RNA, 942 nt
Organism: Thyridium curvatum
Lineage: Eukaryota; Fungi; Ascomycota; Sordariomycetes; Thyridiales; Thyridiaceae
Exons: 1
Coding region: 1-942 (313 amino acids)
Source: RefSeq, a predicted model, not a curated record
AUGCACCUGGCUCAGCCAACCGCGAGCCACAACCGGCGCUCGCCCUCGGUGAACACCUUCAGCACCGUCUCCAGCUCAGGCAUGGUCCCUCCCGCGGCCUACCGCACAAGCCCGACCGGUGAGAUAAGGAGAUCAACAUCCUCCCGCUCCGGCGGUGCCGCUUCCGUCUCGCCCACCUCCUAUGUCGCCCUUCUGCGGAAGCAAAAGGCGACCGUUUGGUGCGACCGUGCUCAGUAUGAAGACCCUAGGCUGCUGGCCCAGCAGCGGGCAGCGAAGAUGAGGGCCACCCAAGAAGUGGUCGGCUCAGGCGCCGGAUUCACGGGAGCCGCCGCUGGGCGUACCAGCACCGGCCUUAGCAGCGCCGGCGGCAAGGUCGCGGCAAAGAUUAGACAUCACGGCAAGCCCGGCGUGGUAGGCUAUUCGGCGGGAAGCAACUACAUCGGCGUCGGCGGCGUCCCCCUACGGCUCAGCGCCACUGAGGUCGAGGGCGAGGACAGCGACGACGACGACCUGACUAUGCAACGCUUGCACCACCGUAGGACGGGGAGCAGCGGGCGCAGCAGCACGGCCAGCGGCCGCCGCGCUCUGGCGUACAGGACGUCGGGCGGCCUCGUCGCCUCGAGCUCGCAGAGCGGCGGCAGGAGAUGGAGCCCCGGCGACACUCCCGAGCGGACGGGCAGCUUGGUCGAGGAGCAGACGCUGGUCGACGACGCUGCCAGCGGCAGGGCGCGCAGCACUGCCAGUGGCAGCAGCGCCGAGAGGGCGGACGCCGUCCCCGAUCUGGGCGGUGCCUCUCGCCUGCCUGCCAACAGCGCCAAGCAUGCCACCGUUACGAGAGAAAAGAGUGUCAAGAGCGCUGACGAGCUACGGAGACGUGGCAGCGUUGACGAGCGCACGAUGACUCUGACGGCUGGCAGACUGUACAUUGCCAAUCCCGAUUAA